Molecule: messenger RNA, 4364 nt
Organism: Spodoptera littoralis (African cotton leafworm)
Lineage: Eukaryota; Metazoa; Arthropoda; Insecta; Lepidoptera; Noctuidae
Source: the annotation of a GenBank genome assembly
GAUUUCUUUCUUUACAGAAGAUCAGCAAAAAGAAUGGCGUUAAAGAAGAGGAGUCUAGUUGGUACUGGGACCCGCCGCCCCAAACGUCGAAAUUAUCCGAUGAUACUGAAGAGAAUUAUGUAUCACAAAUACGAGACCUACAAAGAGAGCUUGCCACCCUGAGAGAACGAGAGACUAUUGAUCGAGUGCUGCAUCAAGGCCCACCUGAUGAUGAACUCGUCCGAUUGAGAGAAGAAAACAAAAACCUUACCUCUAACCUAGAAGAUUUAGACAACCAACACCAACAGGCUAUGGAAAGACUACUAACUUUAAAAAGAGAGUUACAAAGCAAUUUUGAAGAUUUAAAACAAGAACACGAAGAUCUCAAAACUGCUAAUGAAGAGUAUAUAGCUGAAAACAAGAGGUUACUUACGACAAUCGGUGAAAGGGAUAAGGAAUUAGAGGUAGCUAAUGCAAUCAAGGCUGAUCAUGAGACUUUAUCGCAUAAAUAUCAAAAUUUAGAGAGGAUACAUGGUCUGUUGCGAGAAAACGCUGAAAAGUUUCAAGAAGAAAAUCAAGAAUUACAUGAAGAAGUAUUCAAGUUGCAAGAACAGGUGACAAAGUUGGAGCAUGACUUAGAAGUAGUACAAAAACAUGCAGAACAUUUAGAUAUGGUCCCAAGAGAUACUUACGAACAGCUUCUAAGAGAAGUGAAUGAAUUGAAAGAGAGGAAAUUCAAAUCAAAUUCAUUUAGAUGAAAUCAAUAUCGAUGAUAACGCUAAAGGUGUAAUCGAAACACUGAAACGUGAUAUUAGCGAGCUAAAACAUAAAUUAGCUCAGAAGGAAAUUAGUUCUUCAGAAAAUGUAGAUAAUAAAGUAAUAAAACCUGAGAAGAUUAUGCAUUUGUAUAAUAAGUAUGUUAACUUUGAACUUCCCAUUGAUUAUGUUGGCGAAAUACCUUCAGCUGGCGACAAUAUAGUUCUGUUCAAAUUAGAGAGCGUUUUCAAAACCGUUAAUUCUUUCAAAAAAGAAAUAGAUGUGUUAGACCAUCAGCUAUCAGAAAAGAAUCUAAAUACAAACCACCUGCAAACACAAAUAGAUGAUCUGACCACAGAAAAUGAUUUCUUAACAACAGACAUUCAGCAUCUUGAAAGAGAGUUGAAUGAGAUGAAAAAGAACAAUGAUUUCCUCAUAUCUGAAAUUGCUGCUUUAAAGAAUACGUCCAAGUUGCAACCGAUAAUAGAAACACAUGAGGACAACUUGGCAAAAUUAGAAACGGAACUAGCUGACUCCAAUAAUAUGAAUAAACUCUUUGAAUCAGAAAUCAAGAGGAUACUGAAAGAGCUGGAGGAAGUACGAGCUGAAAAAACUUCCCUUCAUGAUGCCUUACGGGACUUAAAACAGAAAUAUACAACGAUGUUGGAUGAAUUUGAAAUGCUUAAAAAUCAGACUAAAACUGUCGUGGAAUUAGAACAUAAUGCAAACAAUCAAGAUUCUGAGAAACUUAAAAAGACAGCGGAUGAGAUAGAUGAUCUGAAGAAACGACUAACUGCUGCCAAUUCGAAGAAUGAACAGCUGUCUAUAGAUAUACAUAUUUUGGAAAACGACAAAGUAUUGUUAACCAAAAAAGUCGAUGAUCUUAAAAAUGUACUAGAUGAGAAGUCUAAUGCACACAAAGAGUUAGAAAAUUUGAAAUCAACUUUGGAUUGUAAACUACACGACUUUGAAAAUAAGUUGGAUGAAGUCAUUAGACAUAAACAAGAAGUAGAAGUAGACAAACAAAAGCUACAAGAAAAAGUUAGUGUAUUACAGGAUCAAUUAACCACUACUGAUACUGAAAAUAACGCAAAGUUAGAAAGCAUGAUGACGGAGAAGACUUUACUGGGUGAGCAGCUGAAACAUAUGUCUAAAGAAAACGAAACUCUUACGCAAUCCAUUGAAAAGUUAAGAACGGUUAUACUUGAUCUGCAACGUCAGGAACAAGAGUUACUAGAUGAAAACAACGAUCUUAAGAAAAACAUACAGUAUGAAAGGAAUUCAAAAGUUCUUGAAGACACUAUCGAUGAGUUGAAAUCUAAAACUGUUCAUCAAGAUAUACUUACCAAUGAAGUCGCUAGUCUGAAAGAUGAAAACAAAAAACUAAUUGAAAAGAAAAUUCAACUCGAAGCAGAAUUAGUAUCGACUGAUAGUAAAAUUGCACAUUUAGAGGAGGAAUUUGAUAAAUUAAUUGUAGACCUCAAUGAAAAAGAUACUCUAAUUGACGGUCUUAACAGCACCAUUCACCAUAAUAAUAUUACCCUCCAGAAAUUAAAUGAAAGUGGAGCUGAAUGGAGAAAAGUAUUUCUGUGAAGAAUGAAGAAAUACAUAAACUUCAACGUUCUGUAGAAGAGCUUACUUUAAAACUCAAUGACACUGUUGGUAAAUCAGAUCGAAGUCAAGAAGAAUUGAACAGACUUCACGCUGAAAAGGAGGAACUCAGCAAGCAGGUGCUCUCAUUAAAUGACGAUAUCAAUUCUAAAAACAAUGAGAUAUCUUCAUUAACAUUGCAUCUGGAACAAACAGAAAAGUCUUCAAAUGAACUCAAAACAUUGAUAAGUAAUAAAGAAAAAGAAAUCAAAGAACUAAAUCAAUCAAUAGUAGAAUUAACUGAUAAAUUAAAAACUGCAGAGAAUGUAAUGCAUCACAAUGAUGAUUAUGCCAAACUAGAUCAAGAGAAGAAAGCAGUAGAGGCUGAGGUUGUUGCCCUUAUAGAAUCAGUAGCCGCUAAAGAAAAAACUAUAGAGGACAUGAAACAAAGUCUCGCAUCGACUGAGAAGAUAUCAAAUGAAUACAAAUCAAUAAUAGAUACAGCAAUGACUGAGAAAACGGAACUGAUCAACUUAAUAAACUUAAAACAUAAUGAGAGUAUACAGUAUCACAAUGAGAUACAGAGAUUGAACCAUGUGAUAUUGGAACAGACGAAUGAAUACAAGAAAGUGAUAGAAGAGAAAGACAAACAGCUUCUGAAUUCUUCUGACCAUUGUAAGAACUGCGAGAACUUGAUGGUAACUCUGAAAGAAAAAGACGGGAUUAUAGUGUCUUUAAGUCAGAAUGCGUCUGGUUUUGAGAAGGCAAUGGCUGAUCUGGUAGCUGCCAGUGAAUCAGUGAAAGUGCUGACUGAGAAAUGUGAUAAUCUGGAGAAGCAUUUGUCAGUACAGGUGGAGACGGUCAAGAAAUUGACGGCAGAAAAUUUACAGUUGUCGGAACUAGAACAGAACUCGGUGAAGGAGUUGGAGCGACUCAGGCGCCACCUGGUGGAGACGGAGGAGAAUUACACCCAGGAGCUGAUGUCUUCGGAGCAGAAGCUGACGGAGUGCCAGGCCAGGUUACACCAGGUCGAGGAGAGAGCCAAACAGACUAGUACUGUUUAUACUAGUAAUAGCAUCCGAGCGAACCAAGAAGUGGAGACGUAUCGCAACCAGAUCAGGUUAUUAGAGAAACAACGCGACGAGGUCCAGGCUCGACUCAGUGACGCCGAGGAUGCACGGAGCAGGAGUGAAGCAGCACUCACCAACCUACAAGUCGUGCUUGAGCAGUUCCAACUAGACAAAGAACGUGACAUACAUUCAGCAACAGAAAAAAUAAGAAACAAAAUGGAGGAGCAACGACGACAGAACCAUGGCCUUCAACUAGAGAUAUCCAGGUUAAAUGCCAAGCUGGAAGAGGCACUGACUGGUCUCCAAGCUGCCUCCAGGCUUGGAGACCAGGUCGAGAUGAAGAGGGCUGAGAUUAACGACCUUAAGGAGCAAGUCCGCACCCUGCAGACGUCAGUGGCGGCGGCGGAGGAGCGCUACUACAACGCCAUCUCCAACCAGCAAGACAAGGUCGACAAGAACCUUGUCAAGAACCUCGUCAUCAACUACGUCAUGACUGCUGCAGGGAAUCAGAGUAAUAAAACGCAAGUCCUGAGAAUCCUAUCAACAGUCCUAGACUUCAACCAACAAGAGUGUGAGAGGCUCGGCCUCUCCCGCUCUGCGCAGGCGCCGGACAGUUUGGCCGCGGAGUUUGUGAAGUUCUUACAGAACGAGUCCCGGCCGAGGGCGCCACUGCCGAACAUGAUGACGUUAGCACAGGGCAACACUAGUCGGAGCGCCACGCCCAGUUCCAGGAAGAAUUCUGCUAUAGGACCACCACCGAACCUCCCGAAAACCGGUCACAGUCGCAACCCGUCGACUGGUUCCAACAACCUUCUAUUCAGUAACCUGGAUUCCAUGGAGACCGCAUCACAAUUCUCCAGGGAAUCUGAUAGAGAACCUAGGGUCGUCACACAAAGCCUCGAUACAGGUGUCAACCAAACUAGAAACACUGAGGGAGCUAUUUUGAAAUCUGUGCUAAAAGAUAUGUGA